AUGCAGGAAAUCACCAUUGAAUCCUUGGCCAAGAAGGAAGGAAACGAGGUUCGGCCAACCUCCUCGGCCAAUAAAAUGCAAUCGAUUAAAGCGCCCAGCUCUGAGAAGAUCCAGGAACCGGCAAGUUCUCCAAUCUUUAUAUAACAUAUAUUUUUUAUAGAUUUCUUAGCAACGGCCGAUCAUUGCAAGAAUCGACCCUCUCAGAAUCUUCCAAAAUUUUGCAUAAUUGUUUUUUAAAAUAGAACGCGAAUUUUAAGAUUCGGAAAUUACCGUAUACCGCGGUUACGUUAGAUACAAUUUGUCGAAUUAUUUGAUUGAUACUCAAGAAGGGUGUAUUUUGAUUAUGGACAUUUUUGUUGUAGGAUGCAACAUUUGAUUACUUUGCGCCGGAAGAUGCGGGUUCGAUUUCGGUCGUGUGCGGACGUAUUUCUUUUCGUCCUUAAAAUAAUUAGCUAAAGGCGAUUGGGAUCGGUUUUGUCCCCAAGACGGUUUUGUCCCCACUUUUUAUAUUUUUUUUUGUCGCCAGGACGUUUUUGUCCCCAAGCCUUCUCAAAAAUGUGUUUUUAGCACUUGGUACUAUAUGCACGAUUUUUUGCACAAAAUGAACUUCUGAUCAGUAUUGCAUACCAAAACAACGGCAUUCACGCGUUAUAACUUUUUUUACCUCGCGGAAUAUAGUACUACCUCGUACUAUACAGUACCAAGCGGUAAAAACAUAUUGUUUGACUAAUAAUAUUAAGGGUAUUUUGACACAAUUUGACGUCAACUUGACGUCAUUUUGAAAAAUUCGGUCAAAUUGACAACCCGAUUAUAAAUGUAUGUAAUACUGAAACUUACCGUAAAUUUUGAGAACAUUCUUAUUUUUUGAAUAUUUUGAGGUUUCCUGACAUGUGUAAUUAAAAAACGAAGUCCGUUUUGGAGUGGACGAUUUCUUGGGUGAUAUGGGCAACGUUGUAAUGCUAUUAAAUAUCACGUGAAUAAAAAAGGAUUAUUCUCAAAGUUUACGCGCAAAACAGAUUUCAUUUUUGGAUUCCUGACCGUCGAAACCCCCAAAAAUGAAUGAAAUUGCAAAAAAUUUCAAAAGUUUUACAGUGUUAUAUCAUAUAGUAGUAGCCCCCAAUACAACAUGUUCUUCAUCACCCGAGAGUUCAUUCACCCCAAAGAUCCAUCACCCGAAUACGCGCCACCCGAAUACGGAACCCGAAUAAGCGAUCACCCAACUUUUCCCGACCUCCUUUACCAGAAGAUUCUGAAGUGGUCGAUUUUUGGGAAUGUCGGGGCCUUGCUUCACUCUGUAAAAAAGGCUUCAUUUCAAAUUACGAAAUUUCAAACGUUACUUGAGAGCCACGGUAACCUUUUCAGAAGAACCCCUCAAUCCCCCCAUUAUCCACCGAGAAGAUCUUGAAUGAGAUCAGGGAAUUUGAUUUUAACUAUCGUUGGUACUUUACAAUCCUGGCCUUGGAAUUUGUGUUCGUAACUCUGGUUGUGGUCGCUGGUUUCGUUUUGAUCGGAUAUUAUUCCGAAUGGAAGUUCGAAUAA
Messenger RNA from Bursaphelenchus xylophilus (pine wood nematode), 1539 nucleotides. Lineage: Eukaryota; Metazoa; Nematoda; Chromadorea; Rhabditida; Aphelenchoididae. The record is from the annotation of a GenBank genome assembly.